Tupaia belangeri chinensis (Chinese tree shrew) is the source of this 3848-nucleotide messenger RNA. It is a transcript of the gene MYNN, whose product is annotated as myoneurin. Gene Ontology annotation, biological process: regulation of transcription by RNA polymerase II. The record is from RefSeq and is a predicted model, not a curated record. Lineage: Eukaryota; Metazoa; Chordata; Mammalia; Scandentia; Tupaiidae. The transcript has 8 exons. Gene Ontology annotation, molecular function: RNA polymerase II cis-regulatory region sequence-specific DNA binding; DNA-binding transcription factor activity, RNA polymerase II-specific; protein binding. Bases 649 to 2481 code for a protein of 610 amino acids.
UCCACUACCAGCAGCUAAGGGUAUCCUGGAAACCGAGCUGCAGUUGGCUGGUGCAGACAAGACCCAGGGGGUCCCACGAGCUUUCGGGUAUGUAAUUGGGAAAGGGGUGAUCAGCCUCAAUUUUAAAAUCCCCCAGGGCCGAAAGCCCGUGUACACAAAACAACAGUUCGUACUGGCGAGGCCUGGAGGAGGGGGAAGGAUGCUGGGAGAGGAUGCGCAACUACAAGCCCCAGCAUGCAGUGCGCGGUUGGGCGACCGGAAAAAGGUCCGCGGUGCUGCGCGGCCUGGCCUCCGUCCGGAAACAACGCCGAACGUGAGACGCUGGCCGUCGGCCACGAAUUCCCAGAAUGAGGAAGACACGAGGAGCCCUUAGGUCUCGUAUCCAUGACGCCCUCUGUCUAGGGGGAACUCUGGGUUGCUGGGGAGUGGGGUAUCUGCGGGCCAGCCCAGGCUGGUAUCGGACCUCCACCGUCUCAGAGCCUCCUGCACUGCCGCCGGGCGACGGAGCCGGACGUGACGUCCCGUCGGAGGAAGAAGGGAGAGGCGGAGCGCGGUGCGGUGACGUCCCCCAAGAUGGCGGAGAGAGAGUGAGAAAACUGUGCUCACCCUUAGGUUUCUCUCGGGUCAAAUUCCAUUCUGAUAGAAAAAAUGCAGUAUUCACAUCACUGCGAGCACCUUUUAGAGAGACUGAACAAACAACGGGAAGCAGGUUUUCUCUGUGACUGCACCAUAGUGAUUGGGGAAUUCCAGUUUAAAGCUCAUAGGAAUGUGCUUGCCUCGUUUAGUGAAUAUUUUGGCGCGAUCUACAGAAGCACUUCUGAGAACAAUGUCUUUCUUGAUCAGAGUCAGGUAAAGGCUGAUGGAUUUCAGAAAUUGUUGGAGUUUAUAUACACAGGAACGUUAAAUCUUGACAGUUGGAAUGUUAAAGAAAUUCAUCAGGCCGCUGACUAUCUCAAAGUGGAAGAGGUGGUCACUAAAUGUAAAAUAAAGAUGGAAGAUUUUGCUUUUAUUGCUAAUCCCUCUUCUACAGAAAUAUCUAGCAUUACCGGAAACAUUGAAUUGAAUCAACAGACUUGUCUUCUUACUCUACGAGAUUAUAACAGUCGGGAGAAAUCAGAAGUAUCUACAGACUUAGUUCAGGCAAGUCCUAAACAAGGGGGCUUAACAAAGAAAUCAUCGCAAACUAAAAAGAAGAAAAAGGCUUCCAGCUCUCAGAAAGCAGGGCAGAAUAAAACCGUGCAAUAUCCCAGUGGCAUUUUAGAGAAUACAUCUGUGGAAUUAUUCCUAGAUGCAAAUAAAUUGUCUGCAUCCAUAGUCGAACCGUGUACACAGAGAACUGAUAAUGCAGAACUUGAGUUGACAUCAGUUGUGGAAAAUACUUUCCCAGCACAAGAUAGCAUACCAGCCGUCACAGUGACACGGAAGCGUGGAAAAUCACAGCCAAACUGUGCUUUGAAAGAACACUCUAUGUCUAAUAUAGCCAGUGUUAAGAGUCCGUAUGAGCUGGAGAACUCUGGGGAAGAGCUGGAUCAGAGGUUUUCCAAAGCCAAGCUCGUGUGUAACACGUGUGGGAAAGUGUUUUCAGAAGCCAGCAGCUUGAGAAGGCACAUGAGAAUACAUAAAGGAGUCAAACCUUAUGUCUGCCACUUGUGUGGAAAGGCAUUUACCCAGUGUAAUCAGCUGAAAACGCAUGUGAGAACUCACACAGGUGAGAAGCCAUACAAAUGUGAAUUGUGUGAUAAAGGAUUUGCUCAGAAAUGCCAGCUAGUCUUCCACAGUUGCGUGCAUCAUGGUGAGGAAAAGCCCUAUAAAUGUAAUGUGUGCAAUUUACAGUUUGCAACUUCUAGCAAUCUCAAGAUUCAUGCAAGGAAGCAUAGUGGAGAGAAGCCUUACGUCUGUGAUAGAUGUGGGCAGAGAUUUGCCCAAGCCAGCACACUGACCUAUCACGUCCGUAGGCAUACUGGAGAAAAGCCUUAUGUGUGUGAUACCUGUGGGAAGGCAUUUGCUGUCUCUAGUUCUCUUAUCACUCAUUCUCGAAAACAUACAGGUGAAAAACCAUACAUAUGUGGUAUUUGUGGGAAAAGUUUUAUUUCCUCAGGAGAGCUCAACAAACACUUUCGAUCCCAUACAGGAGAAAGACCAUUUAUCUGUGAAUUAUGUGGAAAUUCUUACACAGAUAUAAAAAAUUUAAAAAAGCACAAAACGAAAGUCCAUUCUGGUGCAGAUAAAACUCUAGACUCCAGUGUAGAGGAUCACACUUUGAACGAACAAGAUUCCACACAAAAAAGCCCUUUAUCAGAAACAAUGGACGUGAAGCCUUCUGAUAUGACUUUGCCACUGGCUCUUCCACUUGGGACUGAGGACCACCACAUGCUCCUGCCUGUGGCAGAUACUCAGUCUCCUACAUCCGAUGCACUGUUGAGGUCAGCUGUGAAUGGGUAUUCAGAACCACAGUUGAUUUUUUUACAACAAUUAUACUGACUCUGUGAAAAAUAAGUUAAUUGUUCAGACGUGUUGGGCAGUAAGCGUAAAUAACCCUGGGAGGGUGCGUGUGUUCACAUUAAACCCCGUUCAUCUGAGUCGUGGCCGUUACUUUUCAUUCACCUGAGUAAAAGCACCUGAUGCUGCAUCGUGACUGCAGUGUUCGUUUUGAUUUUUGACUUUCAUAUCUGGACUGUUACGCAGCUUUUUAAGGAAUGAGUUACUAUAGUAGCACUAUUUAGGGUGGGUAAUUUUUAUUUUCUUUUAAAGCUGUCUUAAUUCCACUUUAAUUUUGCAUUUUAGAAUUGCCCGUCAUUUUUUUAAGUAGAAUCUCACUGAUUCAGUUUUGGCCUGUGGGAUUUCUUUUUGUACCUUUAAAAUGUAAGCAAAAUCCAUGAUAGUAAGAGCUAUGAGUUUUGCUGUUUUGUAAGCCCUAUAGACUAAUACAUAACAUAAGCUAUGGAGAAGAAAUACAGUUUCUUAUUUCUGCCUUUAAAAACUUAGAUUCUGAAAAGGAUUGUGGAUUUUCUUUACUAUAUUUCAUUAGAAGUAACUUUUCUAAUGAAACAAAAAUGAGAUGUCUCUCUUAAAAGCUAGAAAGCUGUAUGUAAGUUUUCAUUUAUUUACAUCUCAGUAUUCUGAAGAAAACUAAUGGUUGGUAUUUUUGGUUUGAGUCAUAGACUAUAUUUUCAAAAUUAAUUUUAAAUAGAUACUUGGUGUUUUUAAUCUUGUCAAAAAAGUUUCAAAAUUGAUUCAGUUUAUGUUUUAUUAGGUUUCUAGAUCACUAGAAAUAAGAAAAAUAUACUGAGUUUUGAAAAACUUUUGAUAAACUUCUCAUGCCUGUUACGCACUUUUUAAAAUAAAUAUUAAAUUCUAAAAAGGAAUUUUCUAGGUAAAACUUGAUGCAUACUAGAAAUCACUUGAACUUCUAAAUUUGGUACAUUAUAUUACAUAAAGAGUUAAGGAAUUAACUUCAGUUAUAAGUAAACAUUUUGGCUUAUCAGAAAGCCAGUUUAAUAAACAUUUUAUAUUCCGUUUUCUAUAACUUUGGGCUUUAAAUUUUGUAAAUUAAACCAUAGUUUUCUGCCGUGCUCUUUCACAAGUCCUCUCCUCCUAAAUGAAUGUAGGAGAUCCAGAAUUACCUGAUACCUGCUGCCGCCCUUUCCGCCCUCCCUCUCCCGCUAUUGAUUUAUCCCACUGCCUCAUCUGUAGACGGUAACUGACCGGUCUCUCAGAGCAGCUUGUACAGUGUGGGGCAAGCACCAUGCUGAUAUUAUUUCUGAUUUCUGCCAUGCAUUAGUUGUGGCUUAUUUGUUUUCGGGUUUUAAACCACAUUUGUAAUAAAGUUAAUGUGUUUUCUAUUGGCA